AUGCUCUUAACGUGAGCGAUGGUAUUCUACGACACCUGGCCGAAGCUAGAUCCGCGCCAUCUGCUCUACAUACUGAUGCUGGUGUUGGUCCUCGAUCACACAUGGGAAAUCAUAUUGGCCAAAAGACAGCAACUGACAUGCCUGGCGGCGAUAGCGGUGCCAGAGGAGCUGCGUGCCAUUGUGCCGCCAGAGAUCUUUCACCGGGCGCGGAUCUAUGAGCUACAUAAAAUGGAGCUAUUUAUUUGGAAGCAUGGCAUAGAUUUGAUAAUCAGUUUGUUGGAGCUGUAUUUCGGUUUCUAUCCAUUCCUGUGGAGUUUGGCCAGCAUGUCACUGGCCAGUCUGACAACGAACGAGAUCUGGAUCAGUUUGCUGUUCGUCUUCUAUCUGACCGUCUACAUAACGCUGCGUUGUCUACCAACUCUGCUGUACGACAAGUGUAUAUUGGAGUUGCGCUAUGGCACCCAGCAUCGAUUCCCCUGUUAUCUAUAUUGCUGCAUGGGCGUUCUGGCGAUUGUCCUCUCACAGAUUAUCCUCGCACCACUCACAUUCCUAAUUAUUUUCAGUGUACAGAAUUUGGGAUACUUUUUCUUUUUAUAUUUCUGGCUGAUGUGGGCGUUGUUCACGCUAUUUUUGGUAUUUUUCUUGCCCUAUUUGUGUAUACCCUGUAUUGGCCGGCAGCGGAAACUGUCGGAGGGAUCUCCUCUGUACGCCGACGUGAAGCGGGUCUGUGAUGCAACCAAAUUCCCUAUGACGAGAGUGUUCAUUAUCCGGACGAGAUCGAUGCAAUAUAGCAAUGCGUAUUUCUAUGGCAGCUGCUGUCUGAAACGGAUUGUGAUAUUUGAUACGCUGCUGUUGAAUAAGGGAUUGCAGCCGAAUGAGAUUCACCCGUUUGAGGUGGGACGUGGCCUAACCAAUCCACAGGUGGUGGCUGUGGUUGCCCACGAGUUGGGACACUGGAAAUAUGGCCAUUUCUACAAGGCUACGUUAAUAAUGAAAUUACAUUUUCUAUUAACCACGGUGAUCUUCGGACUAUUAUUUCACUGUCCGCAGCUGUACGAAGCGGUCGGAUUUGCAUCUGGAUUGUGCCCGAUUAUUGUCGGUUUCAUUGUUGUGCUGCGAUUUGCCAUGACACCGUAUCUAACACUGGCCAAUUUUCUAAUGUUGUGGAACUUGAGACGUUUUGAAUAUGCUGCGGAUCGGUUUGCUCAUCGCCUGGGUUACUCCCUACUCUUGAGAUCGGCUCUCGUCAAGAUCUAUGCGGAUCACAUGAGUUUUCCCGUCUACGAUAACUGGUAUGCCAGCUGGCAUCAUACGCAUCCAACGAUCCUCCAACGUUUGGCCUAUCAACAGCGUUUGGAUGUGGAGGCUGUUUACCAUCAAUGAUCAACAGCAAAAUUUGGUUUUUCUACAAAUUUCUGUUUAUAGUAGGCGGCGAAGUCACUACAAGUUUUCUAAAAAAAAAGCUAGUUUGUAUUUGUUUUGUAAAAUUUAUUGCUUGAUUUGAGAGAGUUAUAAAAAUUCUUGUUGCAAGCCAAAAUGUCUUGCGGUCGCAUUA
Molecule: messenger RNA, 1555 nt
Organism: Drosophila grimshawi
Lineage: Eukaryota; Metazoa; Arthropoda; Insecta; Diptera; Drosophilidae
Gene: ste24c
Product: CAAX prenyl protease 1 homolog
Exons: 2
Coding region: 19-1383 (454 amino acids)
Biological process (GO): CAAX-box protein processing
Cellular component (GO): endoplasmic reticulum membrane
Molecular function (GO): metalloendopeptidase activity
Source: RefSeq, a predicted model, not a curated record